Molecule: messenger RNA, 2549 nt
Organism: Tigriopus californicus
Lineage: Eukaryota; Metazoa; Arthropoda; Copepoda; Harpacticoida; Harpacticidae
Product: neuropeptide F receptor-like
Exons: 6
Coding region: 998-2227 (409 amino acids)
Biological process (GO): G protein-coupled receptor signaling pathway
Cellular component (GO): membrane
Molecular function (GO): G protein-coupled receptor activity
Source: RefSeq, a predicted model, not a curated record
UCCAUUGAAAAAGAUAUCACAUUCUUUUAUCAACGGUGCAAGAAAACGGUCACAUUAUUUUCGGUCCACCUCCUCCAUACUACAAUGGACAAUGGCGUCAUCGUGGAUUGAGCGCCCGCAGUCUGUUGUCUCGAUUACCGAUGGACCUAAAGCUAAGGACAACGUCAUUUCCCCAAAAAAUCUUUUACCGCACGCACAGCUCAGAAAUAGCCAAACCUGAAUUUGUUGUCAUUGCAAUUUCAUUGAAAUGCUUUGAACCUUCAAGGAACCUUCAAGAUCUGAUGAUUCCUGCCCACGUUUUGGCGAGAGAUACAGGAAUAAAUGAGUCAUAGAUUAGCAAUCGAAAUUAGAUCACGAGGGAAAUCAUGCCAAGAUGUUAAUUUUGAAUUGAAAGGUAUUAUUAAAUUUCAGGGAAUCACUUUCCCAUCUGUAGUUUGAGAAUAUAUCUGCUCGUCAAUAACAAUUCAUUUACUCUCGGCUUUUGCUUCGCUCGACCAAUGACAAUAUACGUAGUCCAAAAGAGAGGAUGGCUAAUGAUUUACUUUAUUAGUGACACCUCAAACCCAUUUCAACUUGGUACAAAUCCAGCGAGUUAGACGUUUAGGGUGUUCGUGGAAUGUGUGGAAGUCACACAACAGGCGAUCUAUUUCCCCUUGCUGGCCUUUGAAGGCCAGUCGAGAAAGGAAAGGCGACCAGAGUUCUCUCUUAUGAACCACGGUUGACUCGGAAAAAACGGCUCGAUGAUGGUUGUUGAGUGUUGAGUGGGCGGGUCUCUCCUCUGGCUUCUUCUCUUCCGUUUUCUGCUCUGUCUUUCCCAUUUUGUCUUCCAGCUGAAAUUCUCCAGUUUGGCAUGAGAUUUGUUGCUUUAAGGCCUCAAAGAGACACGUCCUUGAAUUAGCUUUGCAACCCGUUCAUCUGAUUUGGCGUCAAUCUGUGUCUUUUUUCAAAGGACGCGAGUGAAAACAGGAAAACCUCAAAACUUAAACACCAAAGAUCAAUGGAAAUGGACUUCAUGGAAACCUCCACCUCUUCAUCGUCUUUGAUGCUUCCAACACAAUCUCCCAUUUGGCAUCCAUCCGAGGAAGUCACCGAAUUCGACGAAACAGUCCUCAAUGCUGAACAAUGGGACCUCCUGGAAUUGUACAGACUCAACCGAUCCAUCCACCAACCUUGGUUUUCGAUCUAUUCGUGGGCCUACAUCUCUGUGAUAACCCUGACCUUCGUCAGCAACACUCUCUUCUUUUGCUCCAUGAUCCGAAGGAGAGAUUCAUGGACACCCAGGAAUGUCUUUAUUCUAAAUCUGGCCGUAGCAGAUCUCUGUAUUUGCUUCACUAUGUCCUUCAGCGCCACGGAUGUUCUCACCAAGUAUUGGCCUUUUGGUGUCCAAAGCGUGUAUCUUUGUCGAUGCAUCAAGGCCUCGCCCUGUUUCUUGGUCUACUUCAUGUCCAUGAUCAUCGUUGUUAUUGCCUUGGAUCGAUUCCGAUGUAUUGUCCAGCCAUCAUCGGUUCAACUCACUACUCGACAGGCGGCACUCAUCAUUCCAGCCAUUGGAGCAUUGGCUUUAACAAUGUCCACGCCAGUUUUCCUACACACCCACAUUCAUAUUCCCCGUCUCCCCAACACAUCCUCAGCCAAUUCGGCUCAAAGUUCGGACGAUCCGUGGUCUCAAAUCAUGUUCUGCAUCGAAGAUUGGAGCUACGAAGGCAAUGGUUCAACCACGACCAUCCAGGGCGAGAACAAGCGACAUAUGUAUUCGAUUUUCUCGCUGGUCUUCCAAUUCAUUCUCCCGUUUUCCGUCAUCUCCUGUAGCUACUAUCUGAUCUAUCGUUACCUCCAAAAGAACCGACUCAUUCGAAAAGAUAAAAUCCGGGACCGAGAGAAAGCCCGGAGAACCAACGCGAUGUUGUUCCGUGUCUCGAUGGUUUUCUGCAUAUGUUGGUUGCCAUUGAACGUAUUGGUCCUUGUUAUUGAUGGAACAGAUCUUUUCAAGGACAACCAUGAAUUGAUGCUCUGCGCUUUCAUGAGUUGCCACUUGAUCGGGAUGUCGAGCGCUUGCUUCAAUCCCAUGCUCUAUGGAUAUUGCUUUGAAACGGAGCGGUCCCUGUUGAACCGAUUGUUGGGCAAGUGUGCCAUUCACGUUCCAUGCUUGAGCCAUCCGGCGAUCGAGGAAAACGACCACGAUAUCGAGUUUCAAACCCGAAGUCGGCACAUUGGCGGGGUCGAUUAAGGUCGCGAGCGAAAGAACGGAGGCGCCCAUGGGAAAGGUUUCCUGACUCCUGAGCCCAGUCAGGGAAUCGUCUAAUGGGCCUUGUUCCUCUAGAUUGAGUGAGAGCCAUCGAUAUGGUUUCGAUUGUUGAAGCCGCGUGCUUGGGACGUAAUCGUUUUUGACACUGUGGGUGUGUGAGAGGUUUCAAGAUUGUCUUUGAAAUAAACAUAUACUAUAUUUACUUUGCACUGGCCUCUACCUCGCUCUCCCGACCGCAUUUUGCUUCAAUGUAAUGCAACAACCAACCUAGGAUUGGAUUGGGAGUUAAACGCUAACCUCAUAU